Messenger RNA from Phodopus roborovskii (desert hamster), 963 nucleotides. RefSeq names its product ankyrin repeat and SOCS box containing 17 (gene Asb17). Gene Ontology annotation, biological process: intracellular signal transduction. Lineage: Eukaryota; Metazoa; Chordata; Mammalia; Rodentia; Cricetidae. The coding region runs from base 1 to 888 and encodes 295 amino acids. The transcript is spliced from 3 exons. The record is from RefSeq and is a predicted model, not a curated record.
AUGAAUAACUCUUUUAAAUUAUGCCAUAAGACUUCUUUUCCAAGAGGCAAUAUAUUCUGCAACCUCAUUGACAAGAUAGUUAAGAGACCUUCUCUGCAGUUCCUGGGUCAGUGGGGAUACCACUGCUACGAGCCCAGGAUUUACAGAACGCUGGCAAAAAUUCUGAGGUAUGUUGACUUGGAUGGCUUUGACACACUCCUCAGUGACUAUAUUGCAUUUGUGGAAAAGUCAGGGCACCGCUUUGAACUCAAUUUCAACCUGGAAUUUACUGAAAUAUGCGUGAAUACCAUUCUGUACUGGGUUUUUGCCAGAAAAGGAAACCCUGACUUUGUGGAGCUUCUUCUCAAGAAGACGAAGGACUACGUCCAGGACAGAAGCUGCAACCUGGCGCUCAUAUGGAGAACCUUCACGCCUGUGUACUGCCCUAGCCCACUGAGUGGCAUCACACCUCUACUCUAUGUGGCUCAGACAAGACAGUCAAAUAUCUUAAAAAUUCUCCUGCAGUAUGGAAUCCUAGAAAGAGAAAAAAAACCUAUCAACAUUGUUUUAACAAUACUACUGUACCCUUCGAGAGUGAGAAUAAUGGUUGAUCAUGAGUUGAUUGACAUUCAAGAAGAUGCCAAGACAUGUUUAAUACUAUGUUCCAGAGUGCUUUCUGCAAUCUCCAUCCGGGAGAUAGAGACACAGCUGAGCUUGGGAAGACGUCCAAUUAUUCAAAAUUGGUUGGACUACAUCCCUCCAACGAGAUACAAAGAUCCGUGUGAACUCGUCCACCUCUGCAGAAUAACCAUCAGGACCCAACUGUUGGCCAACAAUAUGCUCCCAAAUGGAAUAUUUUCACUUUUAAUUCCCGCGCGUCUACAAAACUUCCUAAAUCUGGAAAGCUAACAUGCAUCUGUAUGCAGUUCUUUAGGAUGACAGCACUGUAAAUUUAGAAGUUAAUAAACUAUUAACUUCACACAA